Messenger RNA from Gloeophyllum trabeum ATCC 11539, 1835 nucleotides. Its product is annotated as serine carboxypeptidase. Gene Ontology annotation, cellular component: fungal-type vacuole. Gene Ontology annotation, molecular function: serine-type carboxypeptidase activity. The record is from RefSeq and is a predicted model, not a curated record. The transcript is spliced from 8 exons. Gene Ontology annotation, biological process: proteolysis. Bases 31 to 1662 code for a protein of 543 amino acids. NCBI's taxonomy places the organism in Eukaryota, Fungi, Basidiomycota, Agaricomycetes, Gloeophyllales, Gloeophyllaceae.
ACCCUCGUUUCGAGCCUCAUAUCAGUCGUCAUGCGGUCCUCAGCGCUGCUGUCGCUGAUUUCUCUCGUCCCCUUUGUAGCUGCUGUCCCUGCGAGUGAAACGCAGCUUAUCCUUGAAGACAUAACUGGCUACGCAGACCUCGCGUCUUCGGUCUUCGGUAGCCUGGCCAAGGGCAUAGAACAUGCUGUCCACGAGGCAGAGAAGGCUAUCUUCAAGGGAGAAGAGGAAGUGGAAAGGUGGCUUCAUAAUGGCAGAGAGUAUAUCAAGCAACACGACAUGACCUACGAGCUUGUCACGAAUCCCUUCUUCUCUGAACACCAGCUGAGAGUAACGGAGCCGACGCUGUGUGAUCCCAGUGUCCAGCAGUACUCGGGGUAUCUCGAUAUAACGGACGGCAAGCACCUGUUUUUCUGGUUCUUCGAGUCGCGGACAUCGCCCGAGACUGCCCCCCUGGUUCUGUGGCUAAAUGGAGGGCCCGGUUGCAGCUCCACGACCGGUCUGCUGUUCGAACUUGGGCCCUGUCGGAUUGCGGAUGAGGGCAAGAACACCACUUUCAACGAGUACAGCUGGAAUACGCACGCGAACAUUAUCUUCUUGGACCAGCCCGUCGGAGUUGGCUACUCGUACUCGUCUGAUGGGUCGACCGUUAACACGAGUCCCGUUGCUGGGCUGGACGUAUACGCUUUCCUGGAGCUGUUCCUCCAGAGGUAUCCCCAGUACGCUGAUGCUCCCUUCCACUUGGCUGCGGAGAGCUACGGUGGAACCUAUGCGCCCAAUAUUGCCUCCAUCAUCUACAAGAAGAACAAGGAAUUGGCUUUGGCGCCUACCGCAGAGUUGAUUCCCAUCAAUCUUGCUUCUGUCGUUCUGGCCAAUGGGCUCACGGAUCCAUACUAUCAAAUGGCUUCUGUUCCUGACUACGCAUGCGAUGGCCCCUAUCCCAUUUAUGAUGACCCUGAAGGACCGCAGUGCCAGGCCCUCCGAUCCCGAGUGCCUACUUGCCAGCGUUUAAUCAAGUCUUGCUACGAGUACAACUCGAGACUGACUUGUGUCCCUGCCGCCCUGUACUGCUGGGGACAACUUUUCGGCCCCUUGCAACAGACCGGCUUGAACCUGUACGACGUCCGCAAGACGUGCGACAGGCAAAGGGACGGCCCGCUCUGCUACAAGCAGAUGGAGUGGAUUGAAACCUGGAUGAACGACGAUGCGAACAAGAAGGCGCUUGGUGUAAACCCCAGUCUUGACUUCGAAUCCUGCAACACGGAGAUCAACCAGGCCUUUAUGAUGCAAGGGGAUGGCAUGCACAACAGUGCUGCCUUGUUGCCUGACUUGAUCAACGACGGCGUCAGACUGUUGGUCUACGCUGGUAAUGCAGAUGCAAUGUGCAACUACAUUGGUAACGAGCGUUGGUUCACUGCGCUGGAGCACAACUUCCAUGAGGAGCUCGUCUCCGCCAAGUCGCUGCCCUGGGUCACAUCGGAGUCUGGCAGAGUGGCCGGUGAGGUGCGCAGUGCCGGCGGCGGUGGUUUCACGGCUGGCAAUGUUACUUUUGUCAACGUCUACGAGGCCGGACACAUGGUUCCGUUCGACCAGGACGAGGCUGCUCUUGAUUUGAUCACGAAGUGGAUCAUGAAUAUCCCGCUUUCCCUGAAGUUCGCUGCUUGAGAGGAUAUCUGCCCCCUUCAGGCAAUGGAGCGGGAUUGAUUUGAAUAGAUCCAUACGCUCCCAGCAUAUUCAUUCGGAGCGUUCGUUACUUGUACAUUUAUACAUGGCCUGUAAUAUAAGCACUAGAAAUAUCGCUUGUCGAUUGUGUGCGCACAACGCGCAUUCCAGACGGC